AUGACGCGCUUCCGGCGAUGACGUCAGAAGCAGCAUGGCGGCGGCGGAGAAGGCGCAGCGCUACGAGGCGUUCGUCAGCGACGUCCUGCAGCGCGACCUGAGGCGGGUGCAGGAGCAGCGCGACGCCGUCUUCGAGCAGCAGGCGCAGGUGCUGCAGCUGCGCUCCGCCCUCGCCCGCCUCCAGGACGUCGCCGCCCCCCUGCACACCCAGGUGGAUCUCGGCUGCAAUUUCUUCGUCAGCGCCGAAGUCCCGGACCCCCGGCGCGUUUUCGUGGCUCUGGGCUUCGGCUUCUUCGCGGAGCUGACGCUGCCCGAGGCCCUCCGGCACCUGGAGCGCCGCAGUUCCCUCCUGCAGAGGCUCAGCGAUUCCCUGACGCGCGACGGGGCCAAGAUCCGCGCCCACAUCCGGCUGGUGCUGGAGGGCCUGCGGGAGCUGCAGGGGCUGCAGGAGCCCCCCGUGACCUCUGACCCCUGAGCGAUUCGGACACCUGCGCUGGCCCCGCCCCCUCACCUGUGUGUAAAGCCGGAGUAACCUGUGUGUAAAACAUGAGUAAAGCGGAGUUUUUUACA
Molecule: messenger RNA, 570 nt
Organism: Vidua macroura (Pin-tailed whydah)
Lineage: Eukaryota; Metazoa; Chordata; Aves; Passeriformes; Viduidae
Gene: UXT
Product: ubiquitously expressed prefoldin like chaperone
Exons: 6
Coding region: 35-475 (146 amino acids)
Biological process (GO): negative regulation of transcription by RNA polymerase II
Molecular function (GO): transcription corepressor activity
Source: RefSeq, a predicted model, not a curated record